This is a messenger RNA of Erythranthe guttata (spotted monkey flower), 829 nucleotides long. RefSeq lists its product as uncharacterized. The record is from RefSeq and is a predicted model, not a curated record. Lineage: Eukaryota; Viridiplantae; Streptophyta; Magnoliopsida; Lamiales; Phrymaceae.
UAAUUCUAUUCCUACACGUGGCAGCCCAACCCAAUCUCAAAUCCAGCCCAUUAUUUUUAUUUUUCGUUCAAAUAAAAGAAAUAUUAUACAUUAUAUAUUAAACUUUGAAAUAAGGGUUUCGAUUUCUAGAGAGAGAGAGAGAUGAGUUGCUGUGAAUCCGGCGACGGCAUGAAGAAAGUUCCGAAAUUGGACGGGGAUCUGGCGGAAUCCGGCGAGUAUAGUGUGAACAAGACAAAAACGAAGAAGAAGCGCAAGCGCGUGGGUACAUCUUCGACGAAACUCAAAUUGAAGAAGAAGCAGCAGCUGAAGAAGAAGAAGAAGCUACUGAGACUGAGCACAUUCCUGCGUGGAGAUGUGUUGUACGACGACCGUGAUCCCACGCGCUGCGAGGGUACAUCAAAGGGAACCCUAAACAAAUGCACCCGUUUAGCUGUUGAAGUCUUCAGCAAAACACAUGAUCUGAAAUUCAAGGUGAUGAGGCUGCUGCGGGCAUCUGGAGAUUUAUCAAUGAUGGAUUUGAUGUUUAAGGCAAAGCCUUUUCCUCUGCCCGUGCCGUAUGAUCUUGAUCCGAAUCCCCAAAUUUUUCGAGCUAGGGUUUCAUUCACACUUUACUAUGUAGACUUUGUUAAAAUUGUCCGUCCUUCUGAGCUUGUAUAUAUACAGUAGAACAUCGAUAAAUUAAUAUAAUAGUUUCUCUCGGUCCCGAAUCGGUAAGAACAUGUUAAAUUAGUAACUCGAUAAUUUAAUAUUUUGCUUUUCUUUAUCAAUAUUUUACUCUUCGUUCUCUACUUAAUUAGCCUUGAAUGAAUCUCAGAGCGGAUUUUUUUAA